Messenger RNA from Hydractinia symbiolongicarpus, 2066 nucleotides. RefSeq lists its product as uncharacterized. Gene Ontology annotation, biological process: DNA integration. Gene Ontology annotation, molecular function: nucleic acid binding. The transcript has 2 exons. NCBI's taxonomy places the organism in Eukaryota, Metazoa, Cnidaria, Hydrozoa, Anthoathecata, Hydractiniidae. The coding region runs from base 110 to 1240 and encodes 376 amino acids. The record is from RefSeq and is a predicted model, not a curated record.
UUUUCUUUUUUUGUGGCACCUGUCAAUCAAUCAAUCAAAAUUUCGACAAGUAUGACUGUUCGGCAUUUUAUUUAAAAUUCCGCGCAAAAAUGAAGAUGUUAGAAAAACAAUGAUGGCGGUAUAUGUUCCACAUGUUACAGCUGCAAUUACGUUUCUAAAUGGUUUAGAAAGAAACAGGUUUUUCCCCUUGAAUGAAAUCGGGCAGGAAAUUUACAACAUUCAGUUUGACGAAAUUAUAUGGAAUUUAGCAUCAAUAUACUUAGAGUACUUACAAGUGCCUGAUAUAAGUGAUCGUAUACCAGAAGUUAUUAGGUCACUACAAAAUUCUUAUGAAGAACUAGUGAAACAUCGUUGUCGAGGUGGUGAUAAAAGCAAUGCUUACAUUAGUCCUAGAGCUGUGACUGGUGAGGUUGGCAGACCAAAGUAUGAAGUGCCAAAGGAACAAGUCAUUAGCUUGAAAAAGAUCGGAUAUCAAUGGAAGGACAUUGCUCAAAUGCUUGGUAUUAGUAUCAAAACAUUCCGUCGUCGUCGUAAAGAAUUUGAUUUACCUUUUGGAGAAGCAGAAUAUUCAGACAUAACUGAUCAACAACUCGAUGAAAUAGUUCGAGAAGUGCUUUUGAUACUCCCAAAUUGCGGCGAAAGAAUAGUAAUAGGUGCAAUUACCAGCAAACAUAUUAAGGUAAAAAGAGAAAGAUUGCAACAAUCAAUCAUGAGGGUAGACGCGUUGAGCAGGGUGAUGAGACGAAGGAAUUGUAUACAAAGAAGAAGAUACAAUGUGAAAUCUCCAAAUUCGCUGUGGCAUAUGGAUGGUCAUCAUAAGUUAAUUAGAUGGCGCAUUGUGUUUCACGGAUGUAUAGAUGGUUAUUCAAGAUUAGUAACAUUUCUCAGAUGUAAUUCAAAUAACAGAAGCACUACCGUAUUGGAUCUAUUUCUGGAAGCCAUCAAUAAAUACAAUGUCCCUAGGAGAAUUCGCACUGACCACGGUACAGAAAAUAUUGAAGUGGCACGAUGGAUGCUGGGACACUUUGGUGUGGCCAGUAAGCCUGUCAUAACUGGACUAUCAGUGCAUAAUCAAAGAAUCGAAAGGCUUUGGCGCGACUUAGUCAUACAGGUGGUUGAUUAUUUUAAAGGCAUUUUUUAUUUCAUGGAGCAGCAAGAAAUGUUAGACCCCGUAAAUGAUGUAGAUUUGUACGCAUUGCAUAGCGUGUUUUUGCCUAGAAUUAAUCGUGCUUGCAAGUAAUUUGUGAAGCAGUGGAAUAAUCAUCCUUUAUCAACUGAAGGCAAUAGAACGCCGUAUCAGCUGUGGACUCAAGGCAUGUAUAUGAACUGGCAUUCUUCUGAUAACGGUUUGAGACAGAUAAUGGAGAAAAAUAAAAACAUUGGUACACAUGGAGUUGAACUUGACGGUCCAGCUCCUUUAAUAGAUUCGAUCAACAACGUAAAUGUUCCUGAGAUAGCUCUGAAUUUACCAGACAAUUUUAUGCAAAAUAUUGACCCACUUUCUGAAGACCACAAUCACGGAAUAAACUUGUACAUUCAAACUCGUGAAUUAUUGGUACAUGCGCUAUGAUAAGCUGAUGUACGGUCGAAUAACAAACAAACGAUUUUAAGCUCUCGCGAUGGAACAUAAGGGUCAAAAAAUUAAUUCGGUUGGUGGGUUGGCGUUUAUUUGGCACUUGAUAGUAGGAGUAUGUAAAGUUAAAAAGUUGUUAAUUUUUAACAGAGACAAAAAUGUAUUUAAGUGUAUCAAAGAAAUACUUUAAUCAAAAGUUCACAUUUACUCGUAUUAAAUAACAAAAACUUUAGUAAUCACUAAGAAAACAUAGUAUCCUACACAUAUAUUUUUCACUAACGUAAAAAACUUUCAAGCCUUUUAUUGUUAUUAGCAUUAUGAAAAUUAGUUAAGUCAAUAAGUCUCCUUUUUAUAUAACGAAAAGUAAAGAAAAACUGCAGAAAUGCAAAAUAAAACAUAAUGUCAACAUAUAAUAUAACAAUCUUUUUAUAUAAUAUAUAAUAAUCUUACAUAAUAAUCUUUUUAAACUUCCAGGUUUGUAUAACUUUGGACG